This is a messenger RNA of Stereum hirsutum FP-91666 SS1, 2074 nucleotides long. RefSeq lists its product as uncharacterized. The transcript is spliced from 2 exons. NCBI's taxonomy places the organism in Eukaryota, Fungi, Basidiomycota, Agaricomycetes, Russulales, Stereaceae. The coding region runs from base 32 to 1768 and encodes 578 amino acids. The record is from RefSeq and is a predicted model, not a curated record. Gene Ontology annotation, molecular function: protein binding.
GCCGCUCGCGCUCCCCCCUGCCCUUCCAGCCAUGGGCUCUCAGUCAGCUGCACAUCGAGUUCUGGAUAUUCCCGAGCUUUUGGACUUGGUCUUCCGGCUACUCGACCACAAAUCCAACUUGAACAAUGCAUGCGUGUCCCACCACUGGACGGAUAUCGGGCUAAAUAACCUGUGGCGGCGGGUUGAUUCAGCGCCGCAAAUCGUCCAUCUAUUCUCUAAAUUAGCUCCUCUCGAUUACAAGUUGGAUGUCGGAAACUGUUUCACCAGAGCAGUCACGCAAGCAGACUGGGCGAACUUCGCUCCGUAUGCUCGUCGUGUGCGGUUGCUCAUUUAUAAUCCUCAUCCCUUGAGGACAAAAGAAGCAAUACACCACUCUGUCUUCGCAGAGAUCUCUAGAACACGGACGUCCUUCACAAUCUUCCCCCAUCUACGUGUCUUGGGCUGGCGCGCGCGAAACACCGCCACUUGCAUCUAUUCGACGUUGUUCAUGCAUAGCGCUGUCAAGGAAGUUCGCAUCGACAUAGCGUCAGCCAUCAGUUACACCAGAGAAGCCCAGGUUGACGAUCUAAUAUCCCGUCUACCUUCCCUAGAAACUCUCUGUAUAGCUGCCGAGCUCUCGAUUUCGACCAUUCCAUCGCUCAUGCCCUUAUUCAGCAAACUUCAAACUCUGAAGAAGAUUUCUAUGGAGAGGUGGUUAUAUACGCCGAGCGUCAUGAUGGCGCUGUCGCAGCUUCCAUACUUAGAGGCCCUCGCAUUCGAUUUAUCACUGGAAUCAGAUGACGAAGCUCUAGCCACGGAACUUUACCCCGACCUACCAGACAAACCAUUUGGACCGAACACUUUCCCGGCUCUGAAGCAAAUCUGCUUGUGGACACCGCUUUCCGUCGCCACAAUGCUCCUCACGGGCGACACCUCCCUAUCCAGGCUUUCCGAGAUCAACGUUUACACACGCGAGGCCGAAGGGAAGAAGGCCAUCAAAAGCUUCCUCAAGGCGGUAGCAGAUACGUAUCCAGACCUCCAGGAGCUAUGCUUGGAAGUCGUCGAUACACGCCCAGCUAAUCCAUCCAUCGAACCGGAACAAAUUGGUCUCGACACACUUCAGCCCAUCCUCCGUCUCAAAUCCCUGCGCAGCCUGGAAUUCAGACAUAAUCUACCGCUCAUGCUCAACGAGGAGGAUGUUUCCCAGUUAGCGGUUUCACUUCCCAACCUCGAAAACCUGUUCCUGAAUCCGGAACCCCUGAAUAUAAUCGAUACGGACGAAUAUCCCCCGUUGCCUUUGGCGGCGUUGAUUCCACUCGUACGGCAUUGUCGCAAGCUCGAGAAGCUGGGCGUGUACAUCGACGGAAUCGCAAAGGACCCAUCUGAUGAUGUCCACGGUCUUAUCCCUCGAUUCCCGGUUCUUCACGACUUCUAUAUUGGUGUCUCUCCCAUCUGCGAAGUCGACGGCAUACAACCCCUUGCUCUCUUCCUCUCACACCUCCUUUUCGGUCAGCAAGCCCCUAUUUUGAGCAUGGGAGUCACCUGGCCGUGGUACAUGGUCGACGAGGUCUACAAGGCCGUAAGCAGGGAACGGUACGAAAGAUGGGAGGCUCUGAGGGAUAUGUUGCCAUUGCUGAUGAAGAUCAGGCAGGAAGAGGUGGUGCAGAGGAUUGAUGUCGAGCGAGAAGUCGAAGAUUUGCGCAUGAGAAACGAGCUCCUGACAGCUCACGCUAAAAUCAGACAGGCGGGAGCUGUUGGUCCAGGAGGAACGACAUGUUUACUGCAGUGAUGGACAUCAGUAUCGUCAGGGUGACAUGUCUCCCGUUGGGCGCUCUCGGCUUUAUAUAGACAUCAUACUUUCCUAGACCGUUUUGUUUCAUUUUCCUCCCAAGUUCGUGAGUAUCCUUGUGCGGCGGCCGUACUAUUUGGUGCGAGCUUUACGGUCGGCCGCCGUUGUAUCUCUGAUAAUAGUGUUUUGCUGUGGACGUUCCUCAAUUUACAGUCCUUCCUCGUGAUUUUGAGUGUCGUUUCAUCGGGUUGACAUCUGUUUGCGUUAUGUUUGCGUUGUGGCCGGCCUCCGGGCGUUCGAGUUGAC